Asparagus officinalis (garden asparagus) is the source of this 1095-nucleotide messenger RNA. RefSeq lists its product as uncharacterized. The record is from RefSeq and is a predicted model, not a curated record. Bases 18 to 893 code for a protein of 291 amino acids. The transcript has 3 exons. NCBI's taxonomy places the organism in Eukaryota, Viridiplantae, Streptophyta, Magnoliopsida, Asparagales, Asparagaceae.
AAAAAAAAAAAAAAAACAUGGAGACCAGCUUGGUUGCGUUGACCUUGGCUCUCGUGUGCCUCGCUGGUUUCGGCCCAAUUAAUGUCGUCGCCGACUACGCCAUUUACACCGGCCAAACUUUCAUGCCGGGCCAAAACUUCAGCUACGACAUGACGGUCCACGGCGUCCCUUACGGGCCCUACGAGCUCACCUUCCAAAAUGAUUGCAACCUCGUCAUCUACCAGCACGGCCAGAAGAGGUGGGAGAGCAACACCACCCAGACAAAGUACCGAGACUGCUACCUCACCGUGCAGCAGGACGGAGAAGUCGUCCUCCGCACCAACUACUACUACACACUGUGGAGUAGCGGCGUCAAGUCAACUCUUGGUGACUACAUCUUCUUCCUAACCUACGCCGGUGGCCUCAGCGUUUAUGGGCCCCAGGUGUGGAUAAGCGACAACCCAGUAACCAUGAGCAGUGUAGCUCCGAUGACCACCACCACCGACAUCGUUUUCUACACCGGACAGGUAACAAUGGCGACCUACGGAAUCGUGAUUCAGUUCAAGAACUUCCGGCUGGUCCUCCAGGAGAAGGACUGCAACCUGGUGGUGGAGGACAUGUACGAUGACUUCAAAAUCCUAUGGCAGACCGGGGUAUUCGCCGACACGGGCGACUGUUAUCUGACGAUGAGCCUCACGGGAGAGCUCAUGGUCAAGUACAACAGACGGGACAUACUGUGGAGGUCGGGGGUGAGCUCCGACAGGGCGGGGAAGUUCCUGCUGGCUCUUCGGUACGACGGUAGGAUCGCCGUCUACGGGCCCGAGGUGUGGGGGAUCUUGGACCCGUACGGUGCGCAGACGGCGGUGGGGAGCUCUGCGGAGGGUGCCAGGGUUAUUAUGGCGCUUGAUAGUUGAUCGAUCGAUGGUGUAUCGGGUAGUGAUAAUUAAUAUUUACGUACGUACGUGCCGCUAGCUAGAUGCUUGCGAGGGAAUAAGGAGCGAGGAGUUUUAUCUUCAAACUCUUGGAUUGAUGUCAUUAUUAACUUAUAUAAUUAAUGGCCGUCUACUAGUAAGUCUUCGUGCAAUAAAAUGAGGCUAGCUCGUCUCCUAGAAAUUA